UUCUGUGUUACCCUUGACACCAGCCUAAACUCUUAAAACACGGAAGCUGAGGUUUUUACAAGGAAGAGUAAAGGCACGUUUAGGGUUUUAGAUAGAGAGCUGCUUCGAACCAGAGAACAAAACGAUGAGCUUUUGGGGCAUUGAAGUGAAACCAGGCAAGCCUUACCCUUAUCACUCUGAUGAUGUGCAAGGAAAUCUUCGGGUAACACAGGCAACUUUGGGCCUUGGCUCGUCAGAAGAAAGGUGCAUACUCCAGUGUUCAGUUGGACACAAGAGUCCAAUUUUCUUAUGUUCAUUGCUACCAGGGAAAGCUGAAAGUUGCUCUUUGAAUCUUGAAUUUUCUGAUGAGUUAGUAGCGUUCUCUGUGAUUGGACCACGAAGCAUUCAUCUUUGUGGUUAUUUUGAUUCUGAAAAAGGAGAUCACCUCCGAGAUGAAUAUGAAUAUUUAAGUGAUUCGGGUGAGACUAUUGCUGACACGGAAUCAGACGAGUCCAGCGAAUAUGAUUAUGAUGAUGAAUAUGAUGAUGACUUCAUUGAUGAUGACAAUGAUCUUCAAAUUUACCCCCCCUCGCCUGUUCCCAAUGGUGGAGUUGUAAUCGAGGAGAUAACUGAAGAUGACAAACCUAAAAAAGAAAAUGGCAAGUCUAAACGAAUAAAGAAGAAGAAGAAUAAUCAAUCAAGUGACCAGGAAGACCAAAACAAUUCCCAACGACAAAUUGUUCAUAAGAGGGAUGCAGGUAUUUCAGUUCUGGAAAGUGAAGAUGAAGAUGGUUUUCCAAUUUCUUCCUCGGCAAAAAGAAAAGUUACUGUUCAGGAGCCCCAAGCAGAAAUAAAUGGACAAAAAGAUAAGGAAACAACCCAAGAAACAAAGAAGAAGAUAGAUAGAGAGGGUAAUGACGACACUACUGGAAAAAAGAGAAAGGUUAAAAGCAUUGAUGAAGACGGUCAACCAGAAAGCAAAACAAAGAAGAAGAAGAAGAAGAAGCAGAGAGAACAAGGUGCAGAGGAACAGAUUGAUGAAAUGGAUGACAAGGAAAAGAACAACAAUGCCUCUAGAGAUGAAAUCAAGCCUGAGGAAGUGAAAAGGCAGGAUUCUACCGAUGGAAACAAACAUGAUCAGAGGGGCCUUGACACUGAUGCAGGUAGUAUGCCUGGUGAAGAUUCAUCUGAUAAGAAGAAGAAGAAGAAGAAGAAGAAGAAGAAGAAGAAGACCCAGGAUAAUGGAACAACAACCAAGGAACAAGCUGUUUCAGCUGUGGGAGGUGAAGCCAAAUCUUUGUUGGAUUCCGAUGAUAAGCAAUCUACAACCAAGUCUUCACAAGCUAGAACCUUCUCAAAUGGAUUGGUUAUUGAAGAAUUAUCAAUGGGAAAACCAGAUGGUAAACGUGCUUCUCCCGGGAGUCAGGUCAGUGUGCACUACAUCGGUAAGCUGAAGAAGAAUGACAAGAUAUUUGACUCUAAUGUCGGAAGAGCUCCCUUUAAAUUCCGCCUAGGUGUCGGACAAGUCAUAAAGGGAUGGGAUGUUGGAGUUAAUGGCAUGCGGGUUGGUGACAAAAGGAGACUCACAAUUCCACCAUCCAUGGGUUACGGAGAACAGGGUGCUGGUGGGAAAAUACCGCCACACUCAUGGCUUGUCUUUGAUGUUGAGUUGGUGAACGUUCGGUGAUCAUCCUUUUAUGCGCUCUUUUUCGGCUUUUGAAGUCAUUGGUUUUUGAUCCCUCAGUGUUAUAAUUGCAGGCUUGUGUUACAAAACUGCAAGUUCACCCCCAACAUGUAAUCUUCAGUGUCAAGAAGGGUGUUGUGAGCAAAAAUUUUGGUAAAACUAGCUGAUUCUGUUUCAGCAGUGAAUUAUCUUUUGAACCUGUAAUUUCACUGUAGCAACAAGAAUUGUUUAAUACAUUGAGAAAGAACCCCACCGUUUUUCUUC
Populus nigra (black poplar) is the source of this 1927-nucleotide messenger RNA. Its product is annotated as peptidyl-prolyl cis-trans isomerase FKBP53-like. Lineage: Eukaryota; Viridiplantae; Streptophyta; Magnoliopsida; Malpighiales; Salicaceae. Bases 125 to 1666 code for a protein of 513 amino acids. Gene Ontology annotation, molecular function: peptidyl-prolyl cis-trans isomerase activity. The record is from RefSeq and is a predicted model, not a curated record. The transcript is spliced from 11 exons.